Messenger RNA from Formica exsecta, 1832 nucleotides. RefSeq lists its product as uncharacterized. The record is from RefSeq and is a predicted model, not a curated record. The coding region runs from base 386 to 1363 and encodes 325 amino acids. The transcript has 5 exons. NCBI's taxonomy places the organism in Eukaryota, Metazoa, Arthropoda, Insecta, Hymenoptera, Formicidae.
GUAUAUCGUAUGUGAAAGAUAUAAGUUAUAAUAAAUUAAAUUAUAUGGUAUCACAUAUACGAGAGAUAAAUCAUAAAAAAAUACGAGAACGCAGCUUCUUCUGCGUGACAAUUGUUCCAAAUGCAUGAGCAUCAUCAGCCGUUUCGUUCUCUUUAAUCCUAACAGAACAUCUCUACUUGAAAUAAUAGCGUCCCCUGCAGCAUAUCCGUUGUCCAUUGUCAGACAGUUUCUGAAUUACGGAUGCGCAAGGAGCGUAGGAGUAUAGGAGCUGGGAAACUUGGCAUAUUACUCAAUUAGAAACGAUACAAAUAGCGGAUGAGAAUGAAGUGUGUUUUCCUCGCAGGCGAUAUAACAAAAUAAAAAAUAACAACGUUUGUCCUCAAAUAUGUUUGCGAGUAACAUGUUUUGCGCUCUAUGUUCCAUAAUAUUUUUUUUGAACAUUAAUUUGGCAGAAUGGGUGGACAUGCCGCAAUUCUCGGACGAGAACAAGAUUUAUAGGAUACCUUCUGUCCAGCACGAUCAGUUUUAUAAGUUUAUACGCGGUGAUAUUACCUCUCCCGAUGAUCAACGAAACAGCAGUCAAACUUACGGCAGGUAUCCCGUUAAAGCUACAUAUGCGAUGGAUGAUAAAAAAAUAGAGAUUAAGAAGAUAGAUUCUGUCACAAUGUCGACAACAUUAUCGAAUUCACUUCCCGAACAAAUCGCCGAAAAUUUCACAGAGAUCAGUAAACAUCGCGCAGCAACGAGAACUGAUAUUUCUGUGACUGAGAAUAAAUUAAAUAACAAAUAUAGUACAAUUUCAUCGACAAAGGAUACAACAUUUAAUACACUUACAACUCAAUCGCCGAUUACUACUACGCACAAACAAGAAAUGACACGGGAUAAAUACUACAACUACACGCUGAAGAAGGACGAUGGUAUAUUUCAAUAUUUGCCCAUAGACAUACUUAAGAAUGUUCAUAGUACUUUAAAAUCGCAGCCAGUGUCUUUCGAAGGAAAACUUCACUUUCUCAAAAUGUUCGAAAAGACAUUAAUGUCGGAAAUAGAAUCUCGCCUCACCGCUACUAUGUCGUCAAAUCGAAAAGUAAGAGGUGCGGAUUAUCACGGGCAUGGCUACGAAGGUCACGAUGACCAUUCUAUAGGAUUUCCCUCAAUAGAAGGCGCACUGCUGGCUAUAUCGUUCCUCACGUUCGCAGUUUACCUUGUUCGAUUAGUUAUGCUUCUCUUUCGGAAUAUGAGUACUCCUAUGACUACUACAACCGCUGCUACGGUUUUUCUCGGUAAAAGAAAAAGAUCCAUCGAUCUUGAUGACGACGUCGCUAGGAUACUUAACAAUAUGAAUAGUUUCGUUUCUGACUUUUAAAUUUAAAUAUUUUGUAGUGGAAACAGUGAAUAUCUCUCUUUCCUCUGUUUUUAAAACUUUCAUAACUUUUAAUAAUACAAAUGUAUGUGACAUAAAUCGAUAAAUUUAUUUCAAAAUAGCAGUUAUCACAAUAUGGAUAAAAAUAUAAGUCUGCUUAGGAAGAUAAAAAUGAUUUUAAUAUUUUGCAAACACUCGUGCGGAAAUAUCAAUUAUUUUUUAAAAAUAGGAUUUUAAGUUCUCUCUUUUUACUGAUAUUUUUAUAACCAAUGUCGAAAUAUGUUCAGACGUUUUAUAUGAGAGAUAAUAAAUAGUUAAAAAUUAUACAAGCUUUAUAAUAAUUAUUAAGUUUCCAAUUUUCAAUAUUAAGCUUUGUGAACAGAGUCUCAUGUACGAAAACAUUUUAUUCUCAUCACCAUUAAUAAUAGAACAUACCUAUAUAUCGAUAAUGAUAUCUCAUUAUUAUCAUAUC